UGUCCAUGGCCACGCAACGAAACUGAGAGGUUGCCAACUGUCGAAGAAUGGCUACAUCACCGUCACAGCUCUAUAAACCUGCCGUCAUUGCAGAGAAGACAGCACAUCCACAUUCAUAGAGGGAAAGAUUCAGAGGGAUCUUCGUUUCGUUUGGUUUGAACAAAUCUUACAACUCGUUUUUGCAGUAAUUUUGGGUUCUCCUUUAUCCACCAACCCCUCUCUCUUUCUCUUUCUCUAUCUAUAGUCUCUAUCCUUGCUUGCCCCUUUUCCCUUAUCUCUCACUUUCAACUCUUCCGCCAUUGGAUCUGGGGUUCCUUCCUCUUCUCAUAAAGCUGCCUUGCAGGCUUAGUCAGUUCCUGGAUUAAAUUGUUUUUAUUUGCUUUUGAAGGAGUGGUGGAGCUCUUGGUUAAUAGAGCUUAAAGAGGAAGAGAAUUUGUUUUGGGGGUUAAUAGUUUCUUCAUUGUUGUCUGAAUCUGUGUAAUGUGCAAUCAUAAAAGGUAUCUGAAUUGGGAAUUGAGUUAUAUUGCAAGCUGUCUUCUUAAUGAUUUAUGGUCUAUUAAGCCCUUAGUACAUUUCAUCUGUUAAGGAGGUCAUUUUGUAUGAUGGGUUGACGUUCAGCAUUAAGUUUCUGGUGGCAGUUUAGAGGAAAUUUUGUAGGGUGACAAGAAGGGAGAAGUUGAAUAGUUUUGUGGCGUUUGGAAUGGAUCGUAGAAGUGCAAGGGAUAAGGAUAUUGAAGUUGAUAUUGAGAGUGGAUUGCCACUAAUUGAAAAUGACUCAAAGAAAGUUAAUAGUCCAAGUACUUCCAAACAAGGAAAGACAUUGUUUGGUAAGAGUUCUGGUGGGCCAAGUUUAUACUGCAAUGAAGCAAAUUUAAGUGAAGUUUCUGUGGAUUUGAUGAAUGCAACAAACAAGGCAAUGAGUGUGCAAGAUUCAGCGAACCAUGCUGAGAAGAUCAUGGUAAAAGAGAAACGUAAAAAGGCCUCUAAUAAAAAGGCUCCAAAACCCCCAAGACCUCCACAAGGUCCUUCUUUAGAUGCAGCUGACCAUAAACUAAUCAGGGAGAUAUCUCAACUUGCCAUGUUGAAGCGCGCGAGGGUGGAGCGUAUGAAAGCCUUGAAGAAGAUGAAAACUGCUAAGUCAUCAUCUUCGAAUAGCAGCAGCAUGUUGGCCAUGGUUUUCACUGCUAUCUUCUGCAUUGUGAUAAUCUUCCAAGCAGGCAUAUCAUCUGGUAAAAGCUCAGUGUCAAGUUUCCAGGGAUCUCCUCUAUCAACAGGAGGAGCAGAGGGGGAUUUGAUUUCUGUUCAGUACCAACUCAACCCAUCAAGUGACCCAAAUGCACCUGGUUCAGAAUCUCACAAUUUUGUACAGAAGGUAGCAGGGUCAGAUUUUCCAGAAGAACUGAGGAAAGAUUCAGGUUAACGGACAAAAAAAUGCCACUACCUGCAUUCACAGAAGGAAAUGAUGGCUUUGUGUUCUUGUGAUUCUCAUGUAAACUCUUGUUUUUCUUUAUGUAGUUGGUAAUUUAUCCCCUUCUUGUAUAUUAAUCAAUGUUGGGGGGUGAGUUAAAUUACCAUAGCAGAGUUGCCAUUGUUCUUCAUUGUCUUGCCGAAAAUGUGAUUUUACUUUUCACCCCCUCAGCAACUGUCUGUUGCUCAUGCUCUCGGUGGAAUUGAGUUAGAACUUUUGCUUUCCAAGCUCACAAAGCUUGAUCCUAAUUAUCAUGUGGUGGGGUCUUUUUGUCACUACUGGUAUAUAAUUGAGUGCUGUAUUACUUUCAUCAAAUAUGGAAUCAAUCGAAUUUGUCACCUGAUUUUUCAGUUUA
Messenger RNA from Lotus japonicus, 1823 nucleotides. RefSeq lists its product as uncharacterized. NCBI's taxonomy places the organism in Eukaryota, Viridiplantae, Streptophyta, Magnoliopsida, Fabales, Fabaceae. The transcript has 4 exons. The coding region runs from base 701 to 1420 and encodes 239 amino acids. The record is from RefSeq and is a predicted model, not a curated record.